Molecule: messenger RNA, 1061 nt
Organism: Cannabis sativa
Lineage: Eukaryota; Viridiplantae; Streptophyta; Magnoliopsida; Rosales; Cannabaceae
Product: UPF0664 stress-induced protein C29B12.11c
Exons: 5
Coding region: 156-782 (208 amino acids)
Biological process (GO): positive regulation of DNA-templated transcription
Cellular component (GO): nucleus
Molecular function (GO): transcription coactivator activity; chromatin DNA binding
Source: RefSeq, a predicted model, not a curated record
GUGUAAAUAAAAUUUCCCAAAAGAUAAUUAUGAAGAAAGUGAAGGAAGGUCCGGAAGCUUAUAGAAGUAAUUAAGAGAGAUCGGUUUUGAUAACAGAAAGAAUUUAAAUUUGAUUCCCCAAACCAAACACAAUCAUCUUCAAUCUUCAAUCUUCAAUGGCUGUCAACCCUCAAUUGUUCCCCAAUGGAAUGCCAGUUCCUUUCCUCAACGAGAUGUUCGUCCUCGCCAGAGAUGGCGUCGAAUUCGAAAUCGACAAGGUCCCUGGAAAUCAUGGAGGUCAUGUAAAAGCAAAGGGAACAAUUUACUUGUCAAAUAUUAGAAUGGUAUUCGUCGCAAGUAAACCAGUUGGAGAAUUUGUUGCAUUUGAUAUGCCACUGCUUUUCGUCCACGGAGAGAAGUUUAAUCAACCAAUAUUUUUCUGUAACAACAUUGCUGGUCAAGUGGAGCCUGUGGUUCCGGAAAAUCAACCUGCGGCUUUAUUUUCCACUCACUCAUUCAAGAUUUUGUUCAAGGAAGGAGGCUGUGGAACAUUUGUUCCCCUUUUCUUCAACUUGAUUUCUUCGGUCAGACAAUAUAAUCGACAACAGCAGCAAGCUAGUUCAAUGCCGGAGCCACCACGUACGGAUCCUUUACAAGCAGCACAGACUCCCGUUGAUGAGAUGAUAAGACACGCAUAUGUCGACCCGAACGAUCCAACAAGAAUCUUCCUGCAGCAGCCAACACCAGAAUCUCAACUCAGGCGACGAACUUACCAGCCCCGUCCAGCCGAACACUCUAUGUAAUGUUUAACAGAUGGUAAAUAAAUUUACUAUUGUGUCAUGAAACAGAUGAAGAAUUCGUCACUAUGAUGUUGGAUAGCAAGAGUGCGUACAUAAAAUAUUGCAUAUAUAUAUAACGCUUGGUAGCUUGUAUAUUGUAUAUUGCAAAGUGUGUUAUUAAGUUGUAUGUUCAAUCAGUGUGUCAUCUCAAUGAACCUGACUUGAUCAGAUGGUUUUUUUUCUUUAAAAACUUUUGAUACAGAUAAGUUUUCAAUUUCAAAAAUUGGCGGUUAUAGUCUCUAA